This is a messenger RNA of Musa acuminata subsp. malaccensis (wild Malaysian banana), 1245 nucleotides long. Its product is annotated as trihelix transcription factor ASR3-like. Lineage: Eukaryota; Viridiplantae; Streptophyta; Magnoliopsida; Zingiberales; Musaceae. The record is from RefSeq and is a predicted model, not a curated record.
UGCGCCUCCUGCCGGCGAACGCAAGGCAGGGCCUUUCGACCAAGUCGGUAGGUAACCUCCAACUUCUCUACAUGUUCUGGUCCGGCCGGGUUGCCGGUGCUGCUUCUUCUGCCUCCUCCCCUUGCACACCUGUCUUCCUUCUGCCGAUUGGAAACGACCUCCUCCGGCCGAGUCCUGCUAAUUUCUGGCGCAAGGGCCGAUAAAUCGGCCGAAAUCUUCCGUCGUCCAUCCCCGACCCCGUUCCACGGACACGACUCCGAUGCUUAUUUCUUCCCCUUUUCCUCUCAGACUCUACGGACUAGCAACAUGGAGCAAGCCGGCAUCAUCCAGGCCCUGCCCAUCACCCCAAUGAAGGAGAAGGAAUCCCAGCGCAGGAAGAUGAGCACUGACGCCAGCAUUAGUCCUCGGGGGCCGGCGAGUUCCUCUCGUUGCACUCGCUCGCAGGCCGCCGCCGACUGGACCACAUACGAGUUGCUCGUCCUCGUGAACGAGACCGCCGCCAUGGACGAGGACUGGCUCAGGGCCCUCUCCUCGUACCAGAAGUGGAAGAUGAUAUCCGACAACUGCGUGGCCUUGGACGUCAUCCGGUCCUCCUACCAGUGCAAGCGGCGGUGGGAGUCGCUGCUCGCCGGGUACAGGAAGAUCAGGGAGUGGGAGUCCCGGCACGGGGAGGGCUCCUACUGGAGCUUGGACAGCGAGGAGAAGCACAACCUGGGCCUCCCAACUUCGUUCGAUCCGGAAAUCUUUGGUUCCAUGGACACGAUCAUUAAGCCGCAUGAGGACCAGGCUUGGUGGGGCGACGUCGACUCAGAGAACCUUAUGGAUACCGCUGGUGGUUCCGAAGACCUGAUUGUGACCAUGGAGGCAGGAAUGCUGGAUGCCAAUGGUGCUCAAGGUUCCAAAGAGAAUAAUGCAGAGGAUGAGACUCAGAAGAAGAGAGAGAAGGCAAGAGAUAUGGCGAGCAAGCUGCAAGACAAUGCUCGACGGAUACACGCCAUACUCAGAGGAGAGCUGGAAGCUGCAGACAUAGAGUUCACUAGGCGCCAAGCUGAUCAGCUGAUCGAAGCUUUGAGGGAGCUUGUUGGCCCUCUGAACCAGUUUACUGAGCUGAUCAGGGCUGGGAAUUUUGGAGGAAUCAGACUCAUCUGACUCGAUGGCUAUGUGAUGCCCUUGUUUUCCCCAUUUUUGGUUGCAUCAUCUCAUACACUGUUAAUGAAAAGAAAUCCAUCGUGUUAAGCAUGCUUA